AUGGCCCAGAUCGUGUCAGGCCAGAUCAGGUACACAAUUCCAGAGGAGCUGAAAAAGGGAUCAGUUAUUGGCAACGUAGCUCAGGAUCUCGGUUUGGAUGUGCAAAGGCUCCGUUCUGGCCGUGCCCGUAUCGUGACCAGACAAAGCACCCAGUACACCGAGCUGAAAACAGACAAAGGCAUUUUAGUCGUGAACGAGAGAAUAGACCGAGAGCAGCUUUGUGGAGACGUAACACCGUGCAGUUUCAGCUUUGAAAUCAUUUUAGAAAAUCCAAUGGAGCUACACCGAAUAACAAUCCUGAUUCAGGACCAGAACGACAACCCUCCUCAGGUUCUGUACCCAGUCCAGACUGGUGGCUCUGUGGUGGCUGAGAUGGUGCCUCGUUCAGCAGAUGUGGGCUAUCUGGUGACUAAAGUGGUGGCUGUUGAUGUGGACUCUGGACAGAAUGCCUGGCUGUCCUAUAAACUGCAGAAAGCCACAGACAGGGCGCUGUUUGAAGUGGGCUUACAGAAUGGAGAAAUCAGAACUAUCCGCCAAGUCAAUGAUAAAGAUGCAGUCAAACAGAGACUGACUGUUAUAGUGGAGGACAACGGGCAGCCCUCUCGUUCAGCUACAGUCAUUGUCAACGUGGCGGUGGCGGACAGCUUCCCUGAAGUGCUGUCGGAGUUCACUGACUUUCCACACGACAAGGAGUACAAUGACAACCUGACUUUUUACUUAGUGCUGGCUCUGGCUGUAGUUUCCUUCCUUUUCAUCACGUGUUUAGUUGUUAUUAUAUCAGUCAAAAUCUACAGAUGGAGACAGUCUCGCAUCCUGUAUCACUCCAAUCUGCCUGUGAUUCCAUAUUAUCCACCACGUUACUCGGACACUUUGGGGACAGGGACUCUCCAACACGUGUACAAUUACGAGGUGUGCAGGACGACUGACUCCAGAAAGAGUGACUGUAAGUUCGGCAGAGCUGGUAGUCAGAACGUGCUGAUAAUGGACCCCAGUUCUACAGGAACGAUGCAGCGUAUGCAGAGUGAGAAGAGCAUCCUGGAUGAACCAGAUUCUCCUCUAGAGCUGCAAUUCUAG
This is a messenger RNA of Toxotes jaculatrix (banded archerfish), 1074 nucleotides long. RefSeq names its product protocadherin gamma-A7-like. NCBI's taxonomy places the organism in Eukaryota, Metazoa, Chordata, Actinopteri, Toxotidae. Bases 1 to 1074 code for a protein of 357 amino acids. The transcript has 4 exons. Gene Ontology annotation, biological process: homophilic cell-cell adhesion. The record is from RefSeq and is a predicted model, not a curated record. Gene Ontology annotation, cellular component: plasma membrane. Gene Ontology annotation, molecular function: calcium ion binding.